CUAAGUCUAGGUGACAACCGGUAGGUCCAAAGUUCACAAACUGUGUUCACUUGUGGACGUGAAAAUGGCUCUUUCAGCAAGAAGUUCAGUUUCUCUUGGACACAGGCUUAUGAAAGCUCUAGGGUCGUUUGCUCCAAAACAUUCUGGACAUGAGAAGCUUGGCCUCUUACUUGAUGAUAUUCAAAAUGAGGAAGACCCAGCAGUAAAAGAGGCCGUUCGUCGGCUGCCAGAAGAGGAUUCAUAUGCGAGACUGUACAGAAUCAAGCGUGCCCUAGAUCUUAGCAUAAAGGGUGCCCAGUUGCCUAAGGAGCAGUGGAUUACACCUGGAAGCGAUGUGCCAUACUUAUUGCCGACGAUCAUACAAGUUGAGGCUGAGCUGAAAGAGAAGAAAGCAUGGAACAGGCAGUAGAACAUGCAAUGUCUUGAACUUACUAACUGAACAGUUCUGUGUCUAAUGUGUAGCACCAAGUUUGUGU
This is a messenger RNA of Halichondria panicea, 476 nucleotides long. RefSeq lists its product as uncharacterized. The record is from RefSeq and is a predicted model, not a curated record. NCBI's taxonomy places the organism in Eukaryota, Metazoa, Porifera, Demospongiae, Suberitida, Halichondriidae. Gene Ontology annotation, biological process: mitochondrial electron transport, ubiquinol to cytochrome c. The coding region runs from base 65 to 409 and encodes 114 amino acids. The transcript has 3 exons.